Molecule: messenger RNA, 1413 nt
Organism: Peronospora matthiolae
Lineage: Eukaryota; Oomycota; Peronosporomycetes; Peronosporales; Peronosporaceae
Source: the annotation of a GenBank genome assembly
AUGAAUAUGUUGGAUGAUGAAGAUGACCAAAGCUUUCACGCUACGCGUGACGGCUACUCCCAUUUGAGCGAUGUCGAAUGGGAUGCGGUUGAACGAAUGGGUUCGACCAUGGGCAUCCAUGCUGUUAGCGUCAUGCUAGAGGCUCUCAAUAGAGAUGCCCAACAUGCUACUAUCGCCAAGUUCAUUCAAAAUGAACUUGACGCAGAACGCGAGAAAGUAGCCUUGCUUCACCAACAAGGUUCUCAACAAGCAGAGUUGUUGAGAGAACAAGGUGCUCAACAGUUUGAACUGUUGAGACAGCAGCAGGCUGCUGCUGGCGGGUCGAUGCACUCGCGUCGGCCCGAGACUUUGAAGAUUGACAUCUCAAAGGCGCGUCGCAUCGACGACGGGGAUAUGCAAGUUGCAUUUGCCCAGUCAAAUCUGGCAGGACGUGCCAAGACUUGGGCACUGGGGCUCAAGCUGCACGACCCAUAUGCGUUUGGGUCGUUGGAAGUCUUCAAGUCGCGGCUCAGACAAACGUUUGAACCGCCUAGAGCUGAGUUCAGAGCUCGAACCGAACUCUUGAAGCUCAAGCAGGGUAAGCGUGAUGUGCACGCUUACGCUCAACAUAUACGACAUCUCACGAGUUGUAUAAGUUCCAAUCCAGUGGAUGAACACACGUUGGUUUCGGUGUUCAUGCAGGGUCUUGCGGAUGGUCCCGUCAAGACUCACCUGUUCCGGCUUGAACUAGAUUCACUAGAACAAGCCAUUUCAAUUGCGGAGCAGGAAGACUUCAGUCUGAGACAGGCUCGCGCCAGCUCGACAUCAUAUCGUCAACCGAGACGAUAUGACAACGGAGGUCCAGAGCCGAUGGAACUCUGUUAUGUAGAGAGCGAGAAGGCUCGCUCUACAGGCUACAAGAAGUUGCAGAGAUGCAACAGAUGUCAAAAGACAGGACACUACGCUUACGAGUGUAGUGCCCCUCGUCCAGUGUCUCGCGACACUGGGCGUAGUGACCGUCCACCCAUGAGAAAGGGGCAGGGACGAGGGUCCGCAGUUGAUGCAAAGACGCAACAACGGGAUGGACCGUCAAAACGGACAGGAUCAGUAGGUGCGGAGCACCCUACUGAUCCAGCAACGUCAAGAGAAUUUGUAGGCCUCUUGAUGAAGGUUGCUCCCAACACACAGACAUUGUGCGUUGCUGCUCUAGGUAAUGAGAUCUCACUCAUUACCUUGAAACUCGAAGUGACGAAUAAGUUGUCCCUUCGAGCUCUAGUCGAUUGUGGGGCGUCCAACAAUUUUGUGCGACGCCAAUCGCUAGAAGAUGGUCACUUUAAAUUCAGUGAAUGUGACACACCUCCUACGAGGAUGACGGUACGUCUUGCGACAGGCGCAUCCGUAACCGUCAUGAAGCGUAUAGUGAAGAUCCACUAA